GUGUAAACAAAUGGAACAGAAGGCAUUUCUUUUGAUUUAUUCUAUGUGUUUGACUAGCCAGCGUGAACACCAAGUAAUAGUUUCCUGUAACAGAGAUAAAAGCAGAUGUUUCCAAUUGGGCUCAGAACUUGCGUUCAUUUAAAACACGCUUGGUGGGUUGUGCUGGGGCGCUAUUGUUUUUUUGAUGACUUCCCCUACCCCCAUCUACCCCCUUCUUUCGGAUAGGCGGCGGAUUGAACCCCUGCAGACUAGAGUCCACCUUCAGUUUUUCGGACUUCGUCGAAUUUAGACAAACUUUGCCGUGAGUUGAUCGAGCUCUCUUUAUUCUCUGGCCUCCAGAGGCUGAAACACUGCUCAAAUCACCUCGCGCUGACACUGUUCAGCUUUUCGUUUUGUUUUAGAGCAAAUGAAUUACCAUACACGAUUGUUUGGAGCAAAGUUAUUAGUUUUAUUCAUCAUAAGCUUUUCUCUCACUCAUGGAUACCCGUCAAGUCUGUUCCAGGGCAACGCGUAUUCAGGAGCCGUUCACAGGCACCGAAAUAAAAACUGGUGCGCUUUUAUCGUCCAAAAGAAUGUGAGCUGCGCGGUUCAAGGCAGCGUGGAGAGUCACGUUGAACCUGAAGCCGCGCGCUGUCCUGAGCACCAGCCUGACUGUGAGCCACAAAUGAUAUACCGUACUCGAUUUCGUCCAACUUAUAAGAUAGCAUACAAGACCGUGACUGAAUUAGAAUGGCGGUGCUGUCCAGGAUAUCAAGGUCCAGACUGCAGGGAAGUUAAAGGCUUUCCAAAUGGACAAAUAGCGAAUCCACAAUCAUACCCACAAUAUCCACAGCAUGGACAAACUCGAACUGCACAAAGACCAGAGCGGCGGGAAACUGUACAAUAUGACUUGAGAAGAGGAGCUGACAGAACACGAAUGUUGGAAGAAGAAGUGCAACGUCUCAGCCAGACAGUUCUGGAUCUUCAAGCUGCCAUGACAGGUAUGGCAGAGAACCUGCGGACAGACAUACAAGAGGACACCAGCAAGAUGCUCAUUACCCUCCUCAAUGACAGGACUUCACCUGACAGCGCAAGAACUGGAGGCACAGAAGAGAGUGUGGUGCUUCUUGACGGCCACCAGGCUAUGAGAGGCCAAACUCAUGGAGAAAGAGAAAUGGAAACGGUGAUGGCAAGACUCAAUGACGUCACAGAUGCUCUCAAAACCAAAGACGAAGCUCUUGAGGAAUUGCGGGGAACAGUGACGGGACAUGACAAUCAAAUCCGAAUGCUUAUGGAUAGUGCUUCUCAAAGCCUACCAGUUGCGGGUGAUUCUUCUCAAGAUGUAGACGUCCUUCAGGCUUACGUUGAUGAGAAAUUUGAGAAGCUCAAGAAGGAUUUUGUUGUAAACUUGGAAGACGAGAUGACCAAACUGAAAACGGCAUGUGAUGAAAAGAUUCAGUCUCUUCAAAAAACAUGUGAAGAAGGACAGGAGAACGGCUACGGGAGCCUCACCAAUCUAGUGAACAACAAGGAAGCUGAGCUUAGAAAGGAGAUUCGUGAGCUCCGAUUGGAUUUGUCCAUGUCUGAUGGUCUCAUGCCCACAAACCGCCAAACGACCAUUGGAAAAACUGAUGGUGACUACAGUGACUUGAGGAGGGAAAUAGCUCGAGUGGCAGAGGCUCAUCGGGUCCUCAAUGCCAGAAUGGACAAUGAGCUUGAGCAUCUGUCCUCACUGAAGAUGGAAGAUAUAAUCGGUUCACGCCUGGAGGACCUGGAGGACAGGAUGAACGUCACUGAGAGGAACGCAGAGACUUAUUGUUUCUAUGUGGAGGAAAAACUUACCAAGGACAUAAUGAAUGAAGUAGCUAUGUUACAUCAACUUCUUGAUCAGAAACUGGAUGGUAUUCAGGAUCAGUUCACUUCCAUGUUGAUUGAAAUGAACAACAAUUCCUUUCCUCUGAUUUCAAGUGAUUCUGUUGAUGCACUUCAAACUCAGGUUACUGCAAACAAGUUCCUUAUACAGGGGUUAGAGGACAAGUUUAGUACACUUGGGCAAAAUUGUUCUACCAACUGCAAAAGCAACCAACCCUCUGAUUCCAAAAAGCCUGAAGGUCUAGAAAGUGUUGUGAAGGAUGUGACACUCUGCAGAAAUGAUCUGGAUGUUUUGCGUUCUGAUUUUGUAAACAGCAUAGCAAAGAUCCACGCAUUAGAGGAUACUAUUAGGAUGUCACCUGAAAAACAAUUCAUCAAUGCCCAUAUGCAGGAUACCGGCAAAAGACUUCAUGCUUUGAGUGACAAUGUAAUUGGCUUGUCUGGGGCAAUAACAGGAUUGGGAGACACGGUUAGCAAAUUUAGCCAAGACCUUCACACUUUGAAUUCCACUUGUUGCCAAACAGGGCAGGUUGACAAUCCAUCUCUUCAGGCAGAAACUGGCAGACCAAGCCACAACCAGAUUGCGGAGCUAAAAGACAAACUGGAUGCACUGAAUGUCCGAGUGACCACAGAGUUGAGUAUGUGUAAAGUCAACACAACUGGAGUAGCUGAGGGUGUCUCUGCAGUGGAUGACAGGGUGAAGGCUCUGGAGAAGAUCUGCAGACGGCUUGACGGUGGAGCGAGCAAUAUCCAAGACCUUUCGGGGGAAUUGGAGAGGAAGGUGGCACAAAUGAAUAACACCCUGGGAAGUCAUUCAGGAGAGAUCUUAACUCUUCAGAACUCCCUUCUGAAUUUUCACAGCCAGCUAGCAGGACUGGCUAAACAGAUUCAUAAGGACCAUACGAGUAAAGAACAAGGACUGCCUGUUCGGCAAGAGAAACCAGUGUCUGUCCCUGACACUAGAGCUCCAACAAAACCCAUGAGACCAUAUGCUCCUCAUAUCAACAUACCAUUGAUCAUACCCCACAGGACAGUGCCAGCACCCACCGGCCAUCCCCAUGUGCGCCAGCAGCCGCACGUCCCACACCGACCCUACUACCCUCAGCCACCCAGUAACCCAAGACGUCCCAUCUACCACAUACAACCCCAGCAACCAGUCAUCCACGAGCCUGUGGUGGUCACCGGACAGGCUGGUCCACCUGGGUAUGUGCGCAGGGUCACGGUCAGACGGGAUCAGAGCUCAGAGGACACCAAAACACCUGUUACAGGAUUUGCAGGAGCUCCAGGUUAUCCUCCUGUCAACCCUGUCUCAUAUGAUACCAAACAGCCUCCUCCAGCAGCUGUCAAUGUCCCAUGGAGUCCUGCGCAUCAAAGACCCAUUGCUGCUCCAGUGUCACAGCAGAACUCGGUGAUGGACCCAUUUUCUUUCUCUGCUGGUCUCACACGUCAGACUUUCUCUGGGGACUUCGGCAUCAUUGCCUUUGACAGAGUGCUGGUCAACGAUGGAGGACACUAUAACCCUCAGACAGGGAUCUUUACGGUGCCCACUGACGGCCGUUAUCUGGUGACGGCUGUUUUAUCCGCCCAGCGGGGUGAGCAUGCAGAAGCUGUGCUCUCAGUAUCCAAUCGCAGCGUGCAGAAGUUGGACACGGCGGGUUACUCGAGUGGACACCUGCGACUGACCCAAGAUCAGUGUGCAUGUGGAGGGUCAGCGUCUUUCAGCCUCAUCCUCCCGCUCCACAGAGGUGACACCAUGGCCUUGGUCCGCACUGCUGGUAAGCUGGCGGUCUCCGAAUCAAGAGAGAUCCUCUCCACCUUCAGCGCUAUAUUCCUCUACUCGCCUCAAGCGAAGAGAUAACCCUGUCACUGCGGAGAGGGUGACCGAUGUGACUUUUAACGAAAGUCUAACCAUUCACCAUGCUGCCUCACAAGUAAAGGAGUGGCCAUUUUACUAAACUUCCAGCACAAUGUUUGAUGAGGUUAUGAAUUACGCAAAGGGAAAUUUCUGCUGUUCAGUGAAAUUUCAGAUUCUGGAUUCCAACUGAAAUGGCUGGAUUUCACUCACUCAUUUGCAAAAUAACACGUUAUUCAAGGGAUAAGCCACAAAAAAAAUGAUAUUAAGUCAUUGUUUAUUCACUCUGGUAUAGAAGCUUGAUUCUGCCAGUGAAUUUAAUUCAAAUAUUUUUUAUUUAUAUAGUGCUUUUACAAUGUAGAUUGUGUCAAGCAGCACAACAUAAACAAAGAAAAGAGAAUAGAAAAGAAGUUAUUUGCUAUUUUUUAGCUCACACUUUUGACCUUUUAUACUCGUAACUCUUGCUGUUAUAAAAUCUCAAUCGUAAGAUAGGGUGGUGCAGUGGGUAGCAGUGGGUAGUCUCACUGCAAGAAAGUCACUGGUUCGAGCUUCGCCUGUGACAGUUGGUAUUUCUGUGUGGAGUUUGCAUGUUUUCUCCGUGUUCGUGUUGUUUUCCUUAGGGUGCUCAGGUUUUCCUCACAGUCCAAAAACAUGUGCUAUAAGUGAAUUGGGUAAGCUAAAUCGUCCAUAGUGUACGUGUGUGAAUGAGAGUUUUCCAGUGAGGAGUUGCAGCUGGAAGGGCAUCCGCUGCGUGAAACAUAUCCUGGAUAAGUUGACGGUUAAUUCUGCUGUUACUACUCUAUAUUAAUAAAGGAACUAGGCCAAAAAGAAAAUGAAUGAAUGAAUGAAUCGUAAGAUAUAGAUUUGUAAUUCUAAGAAACUCAGAGUGAAACUGCAAGUCUAUACCUUUAUAUUUUUAACAGUUGCAAGUUAUAAAGCAAGAAUUGUGUGCUAUAAACUCAGUUGUGAGGGGAAACAAUUGUAUUUUGAGAUAAAAUGGUCACAAAUACCUUAUUUUUUAUUCAGGGUUUGAAAUAGCUUGGGAUGGAAAUGUAUCCUGGUGUUGUUUUGGGCCCAAUCCUAAUUCUACUCCUUAUCCGUUUCCCUUACCCCAACACCUCGUUUUGCACUUUCACAAAAAGAGGUAGGCGUGUGCGUGUCCCAAUACUUUUUAGCUUGAAGAAGUAGAGCUAGAUAGCCCUUGAAAUGGAGAUUUUCCAGGACCACUCUCGAAACCAUUCAUAAAAGCGUUCGUGUUUUACAAUCAUGCUUUUAAAAAAGAAAACGAAAAAAAUAAAAAACAUUUCACUAUAAUCCAUAAUAAUAACUCCUGUAUAGCAGUCCCACAACAUACUUACACGUGACACUCAAAUACCCU
Molecule: messenger RNA, 5081 nt
Organism: Danio rerio (zebrafish)
Lineage: Eukaryota; Metazoa; Chordata; Actinopteri; Cypriniformes; Danionidae
Source: RefSeq, a predicted model, not a curated record